Molecule: messenger RNA, 1485 nt
Organism: Aedes aegypti (yellow fever mosquito)
Lineage: Eukaryota; Metazoa; Arthropoda; Insecta; Diptera; Culicidae
Product: angiopoietin-related protein 1
Exons: 3
Coding region: 37-1047 (336 amino acids)
Source: RefSeq, a predicted model, not a curated record
AAUAUAGCAUCUGUUUUCUUGAUAUGUAAUGCACAAAUGUUCUAUGGUGUAAUCGUGGAAGCAGUCCCUGAAGUCAGCAGCAAUGAUUGUGGUGGCAUUGGAUGUAACUUAUUGUUCCGGAAGCUCCAAUUACUGGAGAACGAGUUCAGAGCAGUGAACGCAGACAUGAAAAAUCUCAUAGAAAGAACAAACAAACAGAUUUUGGAGCGUUUAGAUAAACUCGAAACAACGAUCACGCAUCGCUUGGAAAGAUUUGAAAAUGAAAGGAUCAAUCAAGAGGACUUUCGCUGCAAAAAACAACCAAAUCGAAAUAAAGUGAGUGAUGUAACACAGGAAAUUGAAAAAUCAAUCAGUCAAUUGCAGCAAACAGUAGAAAUCAACUUCUCUACAAUGAAAAGCGAUCUUAAACUGAUCAAGACCCUGGUUCCCGACAAAUCUUGCAAGCAUCUAGUGUCAUCAAAAUCCGGAAAAUUUUGGCUAAGACCAUUCAGCAACGAAAACACGAUCGAAGUGUAUUGCGAACAGGAAAAGUUCGGUGGAGGUUGGUUGGUGUUUCAGCGUCGCUUUGACGGAUCGGUGGAUUUCUUCCGCAACUGGACACAUUACAAGAACGGAUUCGGAACAGUGGACGGUGAAUUUUGGCUUGGGUUGGAACUAUUGCACCGACUAACCAGUGAUAGAAGAUUCGAGCUGAUUGUGGAGCUGGAAGCGAACAAUUCGACCGUCAAAUUUGCGAGGUAUGAUGAUUUUGCGAUAGGCAGUGAGGAGGAAAUGUUCGCUUUGAAAAAGCUUGGAAACUUUUACGGGACGGCUGUUGAUGCAUUGGGUUUCCAUAGAGGAAAGAAAUUUUCCACAAUGGAUAGAGAGAAUGCGAACUGUCUUUAUAGUUAUGCAAAAGGCUGCAUGAGUGCUUGGUGGUAUGGCUGUGGCUAUACAAGUGAUCUGAACCAACCAUACGUUUUGACGAAAAGAAACAUUAUACACUGGGAAGGAUUUUCUUUGAAGGAAGGACUAAAAUCAACUACAAUGAUGAUACGAGAAAUUUAGGCCUACAUCUAUCACAACGCGAAUAAAACUAGAACUAGAAGUCGAGUCUAGUACACGACACUGAAGACGGCCUUACAGUUGAGGUCGAUAUACGCGAAUUUAUCAAAGGAUACAUAUUAUAGUGGAAUUGAAUGGUACAGUACUAAAUUCGGUUUUUCAUCUACUUAUAGGUAUUCCACUAAGAGUUUUAAAGGCUUGAUAACGCAUAGAAAUUAUUCAUAAUGAUUUUCUUUGUAUGAUUUUUGAUAAGUUAUACUUCACUGAGUCCUAAAGUGUCCGUAGUAUGAAUCGAAACGGUAUGUUGUUGAUAAAAUGGUCAUAAUUGUUUGAUGAUAGAUUCACAAAAUAAUCAUUCACAUUUGUUGUCCAGAAAAAAACAACUAGAUAUUGUAAAUGAAUAUUUUUAGUGAAACAAAUUAAAGAAUAUAAAAACUAUAA